CAGAGCCCGAAGGCUUCAAAGUAUGUCUGACAAGUACAGUAUUCACUGCGCGCUUAUUUAAAAUACGUUACAUCUCGAAACAAAUUCUAAUAAUAUAUAUAUAUUUUUUUUAAAAGAACAAACAAAAAAUCAUAUUAAGGACUUUAACUUCGAAUGCAGACAGAGACAUGAGUAUCGGUGGAACUAGCCCCGCUGGUGAAAAGAUUUCAAAUUCCAGAUCCUGGAGAAAAUCAUUGGAUUCAGACGGAAGCAUUUUAUCAAACAGACAACCAGAAUGCUACCCAGACUCUGAUUGUUUGAGGGAAGAUAAACAGAUCGCUUCAAAGGCUGUUCUGUUUGUUAUUAACAGUGCGAGGAAAGGGGCUGUCCCCCUGUGCUCAAGUAUUGCUGAACUACUUCGAGAAAAUAGACGCUUACAAAAAACUGUAGAAGCUCAAAACAGAUUGAUCAAGCUGCUAAGGAACAUGCCGCCAGCUUUCCGAGGCUCCACUUCUACAGACUCCCAGACCUGCCCUCGCUCCAGCUCCACUUCUACUGACUCCCAGACCUGCCCUCGCUCCAGCUCCACUUCUACCGACUCCCAGACCUGCCCUCGCUCCAGCUCCACUUCUACUGACUCCCAGACCUGCCCUCGCUCCAGCUCCACUUCUACCGACUCCCAGACCUGCCCUCGCUCCAGCUCCACUUCCAGCAGCUCCUCCCCCUCCACCCUGCUCUCCACCACAGAGGACCUGUGGAGCCCCUCAUCCAGCUCAGGCCGACAGAGUUCCUCCUCGCAGGGAGAGAGUCGAAGCCCCCACUCUUCCAUGCUCCCUCCUCUGGUUGCCUUGAAGGAGUCAGCAGACACCUUGUUCAAACACAGACCACAGAGUAAAGGGGUGUGUUCGUCUGAUAUUCAGACUCAUGCGAAGGAUCAUGUUGCUAAGUCUCCUGCAGUCCAGGCUUCCAAUGCAGAGCACUGUCCCAGGCCUCGGAACGUCCAGAGAAAGAAUGCAGGAACGUUACAACAGCAAGCUUUCAAGAAGUAUGGAGGAGGUAUUCAAACACUCUCUUGCAAAGACCAAGAAGUUGCAGAGAAUGAUGUGAAACACCAGCAAAAGGGAAAUAACAAAACUAGGCGACUUCCGUCAGAGCAGAGAGAGCAAGAAAUGAGUUCUCUUCCAGGUCACAGUUCCGAAUCUAGUUGCUCUCUGGGACAGUUUGAUGUAUCUUCUACAGACAGGAAGCAGCAUUUGAAGCUGGAUGAUUGGGUGCUGUUAGAAAGGAAACUGAAAGGAGUUGUGAGAUAUAUUGGAUUCCUGGCCACAACGAACACCAAGGAGAUCUUUGUUGGUGUGGAGUUAGACAGGCCCUGUGGAGAAAGUGAUGGGGAGAUGUAUGGGAAACGUUAUUUCACAUGCAAACCCAACCAUGGCACCUUUACUCCAAUAUCUGAUAUCCAAAAGCUUUCCAAACCAACUGCCCCACGUGAUUCAGGAAACACAGCAGUGAAUAUGCCAGACUCCAGUGACUCAGAUUGCAGCAGACGUACCUCAAGGAAAAGCUGCAGGAAAUCACUUCGAAGGACAAGAAACCAGCUGCAUAUCAACGCCUUGGUUCACUGUGAGCCACUGAUCAGAGUCGCUAGUGACAAAAGCACUGAAGCACACAGCAGUCAUCCAGUGCAGAGGGAUUACAACAGAGUAACACCACUCCCUUCUCUGGCUCCUGGUUACACGACUGAACACUCAAGGCCAGUUGACAUGAAGGGGUUUCAGAAGGCUUUUUAAUCUGCAUAACAAAACAAAAAACAAAAACCUGCUGCUUUUUCUGUUGAGGACAAUCCAUUUUGGCAAAACAGACAUCAUAACCUUCACAAUGGACCAAGGACCUACAUCUCAAGCCAACAGUAAUACUGUAUAACACAUUUAACACAAAGCUGUAAUAUUAAAAGACUUGCUUUCGGUUUCAACAGCCAGCUAUUUUGUUGUUGGAAAGAAAACAUUAGAAGCUGUAGUUAAAUUCCCGGGGGAUACCUGAAACUUCAUCGAGACAGUAUGCAGAACAACAUACAGGUCUUCAGUUACUCGAUUAAUUACUUAUUAUACGGACACGUUUUAAAUCAAAAUGAACUUUCUUGUUAUUGCUGUGCAAUCAGGUGGAUUUUGGUAUUCUUGCAAGGAAAGUAACGUGUACCUUCCUUAGUCUAGGUUCUAUGAUGAAAGAAAAACUAUUUUCUUUAUUAAUUGUGACAAGAGGUUAAUUAACCCCUCUGCAUAUGUUUGUAGAAUAUAACAGUACUUCUGCACUUGUGUGUAGUAAAUCUAUUUGUUGUGUUGUUUCCUGGGCAUACAUCCCAGAAAGAUUAAUGUAUAAUGCACUUAGUCCAGUUAUAAGCACUAUAUAUAUAUUAAGACCAUUGUUCUGUAUUUGGUAUUGCUUUGGUUUUAAGAGAUGUCUUUGGUAGUGAUUACAUUACGAUAUGGACAAAGUUUUUAAUUCCUUUGUUUGUUUUUUUUUAAUUUUUUUAUUAGUACACAAAAAUAAAAAAUAUUCAAAACUAA
Molecule: messenger RNA, 2543 nt
Organism: Acipenser ruthenus (sterlet)
Lineage: Eukaryota; Metazoa; Chordata; Actinopteri; Acipenseriformes; Acipenseridae
Product: serine-rich adhesin for platelets-like
Exons: 11
Coding region: 168-1769 (533 amino acids)
Source: RefSeq, a predicted model, not a curated record